This is a messenger RNA of Linnemannia hyalina, 3435 nucleotides long. The record is from the annotation of a GenBank genome assembly. Lineage: Eukaryota; Fungi; Mortierellomycota; Mortierellomycetes; Mortierellales; Mortierellaceae.
AUGCCUCGCAACAAUAACAAUAGCAGCAACAACAGGACCGACCAGGACUCGUCCAUGCCGCACUCAGUAACAAUCCCAAAGAAACGACCCUGCAUCCCUCCACCCCCCUCCAUCGAAAAUUCCUCUUCGCUCCUCCCAACCAACAGAGAAGGCCUGUUUGCCCGUCUCGACAGUGCCAUCGAAUCCGCUGCUGAGGAAGACGCUGGUCGUAUUCCCAAAGAUCUCAUGGUCGGUCCGAACCUCAAGGUCGAGUCUGCCGGCAAGAAGCGCCGUGUUGUCCCUGCCCCAAUUCCUGCCUCGUCCUCUUCACAUCUCACUCCAACGACAACAGAAAUACCAGGAUCAACAGGAGACACAACGCCUUUACCAGUUCUUUCGUCACCAUCAUCGUCGUCAUUGUCAAUCGACUCUUCGAACAGCUCGCACAUAUUGGACAAAACGCCCAUCAAGAGAUCAAUGCGCAUCAUAUCGCCUACCGGGGGUUCCCACGGUAGCCCGGAGGUCGUACCGUCAAGUGUCCAGUCCGACCUAUUCUCAAAUCUACUCCCGGAUCAAGAGUUUUCGACAUAUCCAAGAGCACGAUCCAAACGUCACCAGGCAGCCUCCUCAACACUCCCACCUCAAGUACCACUCAUGGAACUUUCAGUCGUAUCAAAUAACGAGAUUCUGGAAUCUGCAUCUGCUGGAAGUCCUUCGUUAUCGCCGCCUCCCGAAUCUGACGGCCGGAUAGAACAAGAGGCAGAUGUUGCUCUUGUUUUGGAACCAACUCCGGAAGCAUCGGUACCACAACCCUUGACCUCCAUCUUGGAUGACGCGGGAUCGGCGGGAACGACUACCGCCCCAACACCUUCGUCAGCUGCGACUGCCAUUACUAUUGACGACGACGAACCGCCACCGCAACCUGUCUCGCGUCCAGAAAAGCAUCCCACAUCCUUGGACGAAUCUACAGGAUCACACCGACCAACAAAGAAGAGAGACGAUGGAAGCAACAAAGAUCUGGACAGGACUCUGCCAAAAUCAACCAGGCUGGAGCACCAUCACGAGAGCCCACCUCACAACAGCGGCCGUAGCAGCAGCAGUCCUCCGCCAGCACCGUCUUCUCCAACUAAAACAGGUGGAAGGACCAAGAAGGAUAAAGCGGUGGUAACGACUGUGGCUAGUCGAGUCGGCUCUAGACGGAAACAACAUGUGGCAGAGGGCUUAUUAACCGCGACACCACUGGUACCGAUGGCCAGCAGUUCUUCAGCAACGGUCUCCAGGAGUGUUAGCAAACCUACGAUGACAACACCCCUGUCAAGGUCGGGAACUAUUAUUGAAAUCGGCGAUGACAGCGACGACGAUGGUAGUGAACGUCCGGCGAUCAUCGUUGGCCCUGCUUCAACAACGCACAUGAGACCACCGACUAACAAACCGCCAGCUGCAGGACUCUCAACAACGACGUCGGCAGAGUUGAAAUCUACGCCUGCUAGCGGUUCGACAUCGGCCACUUCACCAACAUCCGCGCCGCCCCCAGAAAAAGACGCAGGUCCUCCCGUGAGACUCUACGUGAUCCCAACCCUCAUGGACAAGCUGGUGUUCUCUCUCUCUCGGGAUCGAGUUCUGGAUCUCAAAUGGGAAUGGCUUGGCCCGUUGGAAAAGAUCCUGUCGACGGAUCCGCGCGGGAAUCAGGACGCUCCGGCAUUGGAUCAGGAGAGGACCACGCAUAUCGUCACCGCGUUAUCAGAUGUGGAGAAGGUCAAAAAGUUUUUGCGCGUUGAAACUAUUGAUCCCAAAAUAGAGAUAGUCAAUAACCUAUGGCUCGUGGACACUAUCUUGUACAAGAGGCCGAUGGAACCGGCAAGUUACAGGAUAGCUCGCUCAAAGACGCAGCAAAUCAUCCCGAUCAAUGUCCCAGUUGCCAACUCUCCACCUCUUUCAAAAAUGGGUGCUCUGCCGGCAGAGCCUAACACAGAGAAGCAGCCUCGGUACGCCAAGUUUGAGAGUAUCGAUGGAAACGAGAACGGCGAGCAAUUGGACUUUAACGAUAUCGUCUUGGGCAUCAAGGAAGGCUCGCUUGAGGGAGGAGAAGUCUCUGAUGACGAAAACGACCAGGAGGAGGACAAGGAGAGUGAAGAUGACUACAAUAAGGCGGGAGUAAGCGAUGCCAAAGAGAAAGAGGCGGAAUCCAGUACUAGCGCCACUAAAUUACCGCCGGAGCUUUUGGAGAAACUGAAAAAGGAGAACAAGUGCUUUGAGUGCCAGGAACAAGGUCAUUGGGCCAAUAAGUGCCCAAAGGCUGCAAAUAGAAGCACAAAGGAUGACAUUCUGCUGCAAAUCAUCAGCUCUGGAAAGUCGGAGGGGAAACGCCGCUCCAAGAUUUUGUAUCGAUGUCAGGAGCCUCAUACUGCUGGCCAAAAGGAUGAGCCGAAGUACAACAAGGAUAUUCUGGAACAGCUCAAAGUUUUAAUGGACUAUUAUGAGACAAACAAGGUCAAAGGCUCAAAUGAACACUUCAAGGUCAUCAAUUACCGCAAGGCGAUCACGGCUAUUCGAGCACUCGACUAUGAGAUCAAGUCUGAGGAGAUGGCGCUCAAGAUUCCCCGCGUAGGAAAGAAGCUAGCCCAGAAGAUUGGCGAAUGCAUCUCCUUUGGCAGGAUCAAGAAGUUGGAUCAUCUGAACUGGGACCAGGAAAAGUCAAAGACCGAGACGCUGUUCAGGAGUGUGUAUGGUGUUGGUUCGGAGAUGGCGACUGCAUGGUAUAACGAUGGAUUACGGACGCUGGAUGAGUUGAGAGCGCUGCCUAAUCUGACCAAGAACCAGAUUUCCGGGCUGAAGUUCUACGAGGAUCUGUUGGUACGGAUUCCCCGCUCAGAGGUGGAGCAGAUCGGUAAGGUUGUUGAGGCAGCGGCUCACAAGCUGCAUCCAGAAAUCCAAUCGCAGGUCACAGGAUCAUACCGACGCGGCAAGCUAGACUGUGGCGACAUCGACAUCGUAGUGGCCAGACCCAACAUCGACAAUGGCGACGAACUCUUUAUGAUCAUGGACCACAUCCUCAAGGACCUGAUCAACCAAGGGUUCCUGGUCGACCAUCUCUCCCUGCCAACAUGGGAAGACAGCUACGUGGCACGACCCAAGCAUUUCAAGUACAUGGGUAUCUGCAAGCUGCCGGGCGAGAACCAGAUCAAUCGACACAUCGACAUCCUGGUUGUUCCGUGGAUGCACCUGGGAGCGGUGUUGCUCUACUUUACAGGAAAUGACAUUUGUAACAGGAGUAUGCGUCUUUUGGCGUCGAACCGGGGGAUGAGGCUGAGCGACAAAGGUCUGUUUGACAAUGUGGUGCGAGGAAAGAACAGGAAGAAGGUGAACGAGGGCCGAUGGGUUGCAGGCAGGACGGAGCGUGAGAUUUUUGACUACUUGAAGAUCAAGUACCUGGAGCCGUAUGAACGCGAGUGCUGA